AAACCAUAGCCUAAAAAUCAUAAUAAUCGAGAAAUCAAAGUCCUUCCCGUGUUUGACCUCAAAAUCGAUAGUUACAUCAUCUUGUAAAAAGAAUUUUUUUUGAUAUAUAAAUAAAUGAGCAUUGAGGUUUCUCUGAUUUUCUGUUUCAUUUUCCGACUCGAGAUUUCGAUUUUCUCGAGAAAGUUGCAGGCUUUUCUCGAUCGGAAAUGAAACGAAAGAACGAUUGUUAGUGAAAAUUAGGUUAAUUUUUUUGACUGAGAAAAACAGAGAGAUGAGAGGUGCGAGCAACAACACUCUGGAUACUAUAAGCGCUGCUGCGACUGCGAUCGCAUCAGCUGAGAAUCGUGUGCCUCAAGCUCCAAUUCAGCAAGAGGACUGGCCCUUACUCAGAUUGAGAAAGAUGAGCUUGAGGAUUACUUUGUCAAGAAAAAGAAGAUCAGUUUUUGAGUUGAUCAUGAAAAGAAGAUGGGGAAGCUGCUGGAGCAUAUACUGGUGUUUUGGAUCUCACAAGCACAGGAAGCAGGUUGGACACGCUUCUCUUGUUCCUGAAACAACAGCCCCACGAACAGAGGUUCCUGCCGCUGAAAAUCCAACCCCAUCACCUUCUAUAGUACUUCCCUUCAUUGCACCUCCCUCCUCUCCUGCGUCUUUCCUUCAGUCUGAACCUCCUUCUUGUACACAAUCACCAGCUGGCUUACUAUCCCUCACCUCUAUAUCUGCCAGUAUGUACUCCCCCGGUCCCGCCUCCAUUUUUGCUGUUGGACCUUAUGCCCAUGAGACCCAGUUAGUCUCACCCCCAGUCUUCUCUACCUUCACCACCGAACCAUCCACUGCUCCUUUUACUCCCCCUCCUGAGUCUGUCCAGUUGACUACACCUUCCUCACCUGAAGUGCCAUUUGCUCGGCUUCUCGACCCCAAUCACCAAAAUGGUGAAUCUGGUCAGAGAUUCCCGUUUUCCCAAUAUGAAUUCCAUUCUUAUCAACUUUAUCCUGGAAGCCCUGUUGGCCACUUGAUCUCACCCAGUUCAGGUAUCUCUGGUUCAGGCACCUCAUCGCCUUUUCCUGAUCGUGAAUUCACUCCUGGUGGUCCCCAGUUCCUUCAGUUUCGAAUUGGCAAUCCUCCCAAGCUUUUGAACAUUGACAAGUUGUCUGCCCAUGAAUGGGGGUCCCGGCAAGGAUCUGGUUCAUUGACCCCCGAUGCUGUGAGACCUAGAUCUCGAGACAGUUUUCUUCUAAAUCGACAAAAUUCCGACAUUGCACCACUCACAAAUUCAUUCAAUGGAUACCGAAAUGACGAAGCUGCAAUUAAUCAUAGAGUAUCUUUUGAGAUUACAGCUGAAGAUGUUGUCAGAUGCAUUGCAAAGGAGUCAUCAUUGGCCAAGAUUGUAUCACCAUCUGUAGAGAACGCAGAAGUUCUUGCUGAAAAGGAUGAAAAAUCAACAGAGGCGGCCUCUAGUCUUGAUGGCCAUCUCAGUGAAAUAUCAGACGACACGACGAUGACAGAGAAAUCUUCUGCAGAUGGGGAGGAUGGGCAGCGGCCUCAGAAACACCGGUCCAUUACCCUCGGUUCUAUUAAGGAAUUCAAUUUUGACAACGCAGAUGGAGGACAAUCUGAUAGGCCCGCUAUUGGUUCUGACUGGUGGGCCACUGAGAAAGUACUUGGCAAGGAGGGUGGUAAGAACUGGUCCUUCUUUCCUAUGCUGCCAGGUGUCAGCUAACCAGCAUCACAAAAGGGUCUCGCGGCUUGGUUUUGAUUUUGCGAUCCCAACUGGUAAGCAUGUUUCUUGACAAUUGUUUAGUCGAAAAUUAUGUGGAAAUUGGGAUUGUAUACAUGAAGACUGUUUUAGAGCACUUCAUCACCUGGAAAAAGAUGGGGGGAAAAUGUUUUGUUAGGGUUAGUAUGCAUAGUGCACCUUCUUUUCCUUUCCUUUCUUUUCUUUUCUUUUCUUUUCUUUUCUUUAGGCAGAAGGAUAUAUAAACUAAUUGCAGUCUUAAAUUUUCGCCAUUGUCCUUUUGGGUCUGUAAAAUAGAUAAUAGAUUAGAAAAAACAGUGGUAACAACAAUGCCUCUGAUGAUGACAAUGAUGAUGAGCUUUUGGAGGCUCUUUUUUGCAAAUUGAAUAAUGCCAUUGUUAGAACUUAUCAAGUA
Molecule: messenger RNA, 2147 nt
Organism: Camellia sinensis
Lineage: Eukaryota; Viridiplantae; Streptophyta; Magnoliopsida; Ericales; Theaceae
Source: RefSeq, a predicted model, not a curated record